This is a messenger RNA of Panicum virgatum (switchgrass), 1272 nucleotides long. Its product is annotated as agamous-like MADS-box protein AGL29. The transcript has a single exon. The record is from RefSeq and is a predicted model, not a curated record. Gene Ontology annotation, molecular function: RNA polymerase II cis-regulatory region sequence-specific DNA binding; DNA-binding transcription factor activity, RNA polymerase II-specific; protein dimerization activity. Lineage: Eukaryota; Viridiplantae; Streptophyta; Magnoliopsida; Poales; Poaceae. Gene Ontology annotation, biological process: regulation of transcription by RNA polymerase II. The coding region runs from base 226 to 954 and encodes 242 amino acids.
AAAAGCCCCAGCCCAUUGCUGUUAAUAAUUGCACACUAGCGAGCUUUCGUGCGUUGGAUCUUCUCCCCCCCGGAUUUGCUGCGUGUGCAAUCGGAUCCGAAUUUCCCUUUCUCUGUUCCCUCAAUCGCCGCGCGGAGGAGAUUGAUUUUUCCUCCAUUAAUUGAGGACCCCGAUUGGCCUCCGCCUCCUUCCCCCACACCGUACCGCACCAGGAAGGAAGGAAGGAUGCAAGAAAGGAAAUCGCCAAUCGGAUCCCGUCUCCAUUUUUGGCAGCGUUUCUUCUAUUUAUACUCCCUCCUGCCCUCUCCCUCCUUCCUUGCAUCGACGCAUCUCGUCUUGCUGAGAAAAGAGAGAGAGACCUCGAGGGCAAGGAGAGGAAAGAAAAGCCUCAGGGCAGCCACGACGAUGGGGAGGCCGAGCAAGGGGCGGCAGCGCAUCGAAAUCCGCCUCAUCAAGGACGACGACCGGCGAGAGGUCACCUUCUCCAAGCGCAAGUCCGGGCUGCUCAAGAAGGGCUCCGAGCUCUCCCUCCUCUGCGGCGCGCACGUCGCCUUCGUCGUCUUCUCCCCCGGCGGCAGGGCGUUCGCGCUGGGCACCCCCUCCGUCGACCACGUCCUCCGCCGCUUCGACCCGCUCCCCGGCGACGAGGACGACGGCGACCUCCUCGCGCUUCUUCAGGACGGCGACUGCAUGAGUGCCUCGGACCGCGGGGCCGUGGAAGCCAUCGUGCGCCGGACGGAGGAGACCAAGGCUCGCGCGGCGUCUGUGAAGGCUCGGAUGGACGCCGUCGGGGAGAAGGUGCGCCAGGCUGUGGUCAAGGGCGGCGGGAAGUUCUGGUGGGAGGCGGACGUGGAAGCGCUCGGGGAGGCUGAGCUGCCGGAGUUCGCCAGGGCGCUCCGCCGGCUCAGGGACAACGUGCAGCGCCACGUGGACCAGAUGUUGGCUUCUGCUUAGUCUGCGCAGAUGCAGUAGUGCCGUGGUGGGGGGCUCUGCAAAAGGUCUUUUAGUUUGGUUCGUGCUUGGUUGUUGCUAAGUUGCUUAGUAGUUUGUCCGAGGAACCUCUCAAAGGAACAAUAAGAUUAGUGUCAUUAGCCUAUCAAAGGACAAGAAAUGGGUACUGUGAUUGGUAUUAGUGGUUAAUUUCGACUUGCUAAUAAGUGAGCAGGGGCAGUCAUAACUCAUAAGUUGUUUUAGUAUACGAACUCAGCUGCUUCUCUUGAAUAUCAGCAAUACAUUAAUCAUGUUCGCACCAUCCUGAAAUGUAUGGUGAUU